Fomitiporia mediterranea MF3/22 is the source of this 1521-nucleotide messenger RNA. RefSeq lists its product as uncharacterized. The transcript is spliced from 5 exons. NCBI's taxonomy places the organism in Eukaryota, Fungi, Basidiomycota, Agaricomycetes, Hymenochaetales, Hymenochaetaceae. The record is from RefSeq and is a predicted model, not a curated record. Bases 1 to 1521 code for a protein of 506 amino acids.
AUGGUUCAUGCACAUGAUGUUGCCCUGCUCCAUCCUUCAAGCGAAUCAGAGCGAAACUUUGCGCAGCGCAAGGAGAAAGCCGCGAUACUCCUGUGCUUUUCCACAUCGGCGUCUUCCAAGCUAGAAGCAACCGGAGACUCAUUGAUACGAUGGGCUCCUCCUCUCCACUCCUAUCGUGUCAAUAUGUGCUCUGCGUUGCCCUCAGCUGACGACUAUGCCUGGAUAUGGCCGAGACGAGCAUACAAGACGUCGAAGUCAAGUGGAUACCGUAGUGGACAUUGUUACCGACCUUGCGUUCAAGGUGUUCUAGUCUUUGGGACCCCGACCUCGAGAAAGAAUUGCCGAUCUUCCGGCAAUGAAUACAAACGAUCUGAUAAUGACACUUCAUUAUUGACAUGGUUUUCAGCCCAUCUAUUCUUGAUCUUUACGGAACUCUUUUAUACUGAGUACCUGAUGAUCCCGAACGCACCUCACGAGUAUGAGCAGGAAUACAGACAGGAUGUGCUUAAUAGUGACGAGCAGACACAUUCUACAGCUAGAUCUGCCCCGGCAACAAUGUCUGCCACCGAACCGACAGCCUCUACCUCUACUGCUGGCACUACAUUUCCAACGAGCUCAAACACUGAUGGCAGCCAUCCUCUUCCGCCCGUACCUCAGGACGUAUCACCAGAAUCAUCAUCACCAACGCCUACUCAAACGAUCGCAGCAAUGCGGAUGAACACUGCUAAUUCUAACACUGGCUCGACAUCAGUAGGGAGAAAUGGGACGAACACAACGACAAGCUCGGGACUAGGGAUGGGCACACCAUUGCCGUCACCAGCGCCAAUUUUACAUGCGCAAACCAUGCCUUCGCGGCCUGCACCACUGGUCAUGCCUCAUAUUGUCGAAUCGGACUCUCCAUCAUCCUUCACAAGCUCCGGUCCUUCAGGCUCACCCCCACGUCACUCUCGUCAUCAACCUUCUUUACCCCACUUGCCGUCUUCCCCACUACCAUCACGCACGCUGCCUCAACCAAUUUCACGUUCAAGCGCAGGUAUCAGUACUCCACAACGAUCACUCUCCUUCGUUGAACCACCAAGUCGAGUCCCCAGUGCGCGGACGUACAGCGGUAAUGGGCUCAGGUACUACAACGGAAAUGGGGAUGGCAGCGGAAGUCAGCCUGACCGUCACAGGACGUCCUCAGUGAUAACGUCAAUGGAGAAAGCCAGUAUGCUAUUCGACCCCGACGCUCCACCAACGAGUCCUUCUGGACGUGUCCUGCAGGUUGACCUCCCCCCACUUACACGUAAUGAUCGACACAGAGAUCGGGAUUCGCGUUACCACGAUAGCGGAGUUGCGAUGCCCAUGCCCGCAGUUAUGUCUGGUGACAGGGAGAAAGGGCAGAUGAGCAUGAUGUCCAGCGGCCGUCGUAGCAGAGUUCGGACUCGACGAGGUGACGGGGGAGAUGACGGUGGAUCAGGCGAUAGUGAUAGUGAAUCAAUCGGCGUGCCAGUACGUCUCUCCGUUAUGCCACCCACGUAG